Molecule: messenger RNA, 606 nt
Organism: Ictalurus furcatus (blue catfish)
Lineage: Eukaryota; Metazoa; Chordata; Actinopteri; Siluriformes; Ictaluridae
Gene: mpped1
Product: metallophosphoesterase domain containing 1
Exons: 5
Coding region: 1-606 (201 amino acids)
Molecular function (GO): hydrolase activity
Source: RefSeq, a predicted model, not a curated record
AUGAAGCAUAAUUUCCAGGUUAUUUGUACAAGCACCCUACCGUACGAGAUAAAGAUCGUGAUAGCAGGAAACCACGAGCUGACGUUCGAUCAGGAGUUCAUGGCCGAUCUGAUCAAGCAGGACUUCUACUACUUUCCCUCCGCCUCCAAGCUGAAGCCCGAGAACUAUGAGAACGUGCAGUCGCUGCUCACCAACUGCAUCUACCUGCAGGACUCUGACGUUACCGUCAGAGGUUUCCGCAUCUACGGCUCACCGUGGCAGCCGUGGUACUACGGCUGGGGUUUCAAUCUUCCUCGAGGGCAAGCGCUGCUGGACAAGUGGAACCAGAUCCCCGACUCCACUGACAUUCUGCUCACACACUGCCCUCCUCUGGGUUUUCUAGACUGGGUGCCGAGGAAAAUGCAGCGUGUUGGCUGCAUGGAGCUGCUGAACACGGUGCAGAGAAGAGUCCAACCCAAAUUACAUGUCUUUGGACACAUACACGAAGGUUAUGGCAUGAUGACGGAUGGAACCACUACAUUUAUUAAUGCCUCCGCCUGCACAGUCAACUUUCAGCCCAUGAACCCGCCCAUCGUCUUUGACCUGCCCAAUCCCAGGAGCUCGUGA